This is a messenger RNA of Phytophthora infestans T30-4, 1071 nucleotides long. RefSeq names its product ATP-binding Cassette (ABC) Superfamily. The transcript has a single exon. The record is from RefSeq and is a predicted model, not a curated record. NCBI's taxonomy places the organism in Eukaryota, Oomycota, Peronosporomycetes, Peronosporales, Peronosporaceae. Bases 1 to 1071 code for a protein of 356 amino acids.
AUGAAGCUAUUUGCACAACUUGCCACUGCCUGUUAUGCGCUGCUUGCGUCCACUAGUCUCGCCGUUCAGGAAGAGACCAAGACCCUCGACGAGCUCUAUGCCGACGCCAUCGCCGAAGGAGGCAACCUCGUCUUAUACCACGGCGGGGACUUCUCGUCGCAGCAAGACGCGUUGCAUGAUGCCUUCAUCAAGGUCUUCCCGAAAAUCAAAUUCACGCUUAUUGUCGACUACAGCAAGUACCACAACGUACGCAUCGACAACCAGCUCGAAAACGACAAGCUGGUGCCUGAUAUUGUGGCGUUGCAGACACUGCAGGACUUCCCUCGCUCGGCACAAGAGGGCAAGCUGCUGGAAUACAAGCCCGCCAACUUCUCGCAAAUCUACGAUGGCUUCCGGGACCAACGUGGCGCCUACAUGGCCUACAUGAUGUUCACCUUCAGCUUCCUGUACGACGAAACUUCGCUGGGUGGUCUCGCAGCGCCCAAGUCACCCGCUGACCUCGUGGAUCCGCAGUGGGGCGGCAAGAUCGCCUCGACCUACCCUAACGACGACGAUGCCGUACUCUUCCUGUACGCACGUUAUGUGGAGAAGUACGGCUGGAAUUGGGUCGAGGACUUCGCCAACCAGAAUGUCACGUUCCGCCGCGGUUCCAAUACGGCCAGCGAUCUCGUUACGGCCAAGGACAAAGUCAUCGGUGUCGGCACUUACUCGCAGGGUACACCCAACGUCACGUUUGUUACGGACGGCGGCAACGAAUAUCUGGCAUGGGGUCAGGGCAUCGCCAUCUUGAGUAAGGCCAAGUACCCAGCAGCCGCAAAGCUCUUCAUGAACUGGGCCAUCUCGGAGGAGGUGCAGAAGACAAUCCUGCCCGAGAACGUUCGUGUGGACCUGACACCAAACAGCGGUUCAAGCCACCCCUGGGAGAUUCGCCAGGCUAAUGUGGAUGAGUUCCCAAAGUUCAUGGCGGACCGUGCGAGUGUGGAGCAGUGGCACCAGACAUUUUCACUGUACUUCGGUGAAGUGAAGGGUGAGCAAACUCCUGGUUUCCUUGGCCUGUAUCCGGGCCUAUAG